AAAUUAUUGUUUGGGUCCAUUUUCAGGAGUUCACAAAGGUAAGCGAGACAUGGAAGACCCAGGUUCUUCUCUCCCCCAGUCUCAUUACGGCUGAUAAGAUCGUGCAGGAGAACAUUAGAGAUGGCCGAGUCCUUGUCCUUGUCCAUGAUCGUGGAGGAGGCGAAAAAGAAAUUCUAUCGGGGUCGGAUGGUGACCACGCUGAUUACGUUGCUGCUUGCGUUCGCCAUCGGGUCCGAGACUGCCGUCAUCCUCCCCACUGCAUGGAAAUACCUUCAGACUCUUGGCUCCAGAGAUGAGACGGAUUUGGGAGUCCUUGUUUCGGCCUUCAAUGUGGCUACCCUCAUUUCGUCCAUCUUCUUCGGCUGGCUCGUGGACAGAUGGAUGCACCUUUGCAAGAGGGUCAUGUUCAUCGGUGCCCUGGCGCAAGUCGUUGGGAGCGCCAUGUACUUCCUCGGCAUCCACAAGUGGUUCGUCAUAUCGGGGAGAUUCAUCUGUGGAUUCGGAAGCGGGACCCUCACCGUCAUCCUGGCCGAACUGGCCAGAGCGACUUCCAACGAGGAGCGGGCCAAGUUCUUCACCUUAAGCUUUAGCGUCCACCAGCUGGGGAUUAUACUUGGUCCGGCCUACAACUUGGCCUUGCACGAUGUCAAUUCUUGGUUCGGGUACAUUCAGGUGAAUGAGGAGUCCUUACCCGGACUCGUCUUUGCUAUUUUUUGGUCCCUUGCCAUGGUCGUCAUCCUUGUUGCAUACGAAAAUAUCGGGGAACAAUACAUCGCAUUGCAGAAGUUGAUAGCUGCUGCUAAGGAAUAUGAAAUCGUCCGAUAUGGGACGUUUUUGCGUUCGCCAAGCGACGACGCCAGAGACUUAGCAGAGCACAGUACUCCUAAUUCCAUGAUGAACCAGAAGGAUUCGAAAGCUAAAUCCAUCGACUCCGUGCAUUCUUCGACUCCAAGUGAGAAGAAGGUUCGGAAUGAGAAUGCGCCUUAUUAUCGACUUGAAGACUCAGAGGAGGCAGCCUCCUGGAUGGAUCUCCUCAUCGACACGAUCGUCGUCAUCCUUUUCAUGCAGACGACUCUUUUCUUCUGUCAGUGUCUGGUGGAGACGAUCAUUCCACCGACCAUGCAGACUUAUUAUGGCCUCGGAACACAAGCCAAUUCCUUCUUCUAUCUGCUUAUUGGCUGUGAAGCGAUCAUGUCGUAUGGCUUCGUGAUCGUGAUGGAAAAUCGACUUCUCGACCGGACUCUAAUCUUGAUGGGGAAUUCGCUGGUCGUGAUCGCGCUGAUCUCUCUCAUGAUCACGACCCGCUUCCAGGAAUCCCAUCCGCAUCAGGCUUUCCCGUUUUUCAUGGUAUCGUGCAGCUUGGUCUUCCUCGGAGUCCCGAUGUCCUCGGUGUCCUCGUUGACCCUGGGCUCCAAGCUGGUCCGACCGAACUCUCAAGGGAAGAUGCAGGCCCUCCGCCGAGUCGGCAACUCCGUCGGCCUCAUUCUCGGCCCUCUCUGGGCCGGCGCCAUGGUCUACGAUCACCUAAUUUUAUACGGGGUUACUCUGGCACUGUUUCUCAUUCAGUUCUCUGUGCUCAUGCUCUCAUAUUCUAGGAUGGUUCCGAAUGAAUGA
Messenger RNA from Darwinula stevensoni, 1614 nucleotides. Lineage: Eukaryota; Metazoa; Arthropoda; Ostracoda; Podocopida; Darwinulidae. The record is from the annotation of a GenBank genome assembly.